Molecule: messenger RNA, 1858 nt
Organism: Diorhabda sublineata
Lineage: Eukaryota; Metazoa; Arthropoda; Insecta; Coleoptera; Chrysomelidae
Product: facilitated trehalose transporter Tret1-like
Exons: 2
Coding region: 267-1760 (497 amino acids)
Biological process (GO): transmembrane transport
Cellular component (GO): membrane
Molecular function (GO): transmembrane transporter activity
Source: RefSeq, a predicted model, not a curated record
AUUAUAAACUUGUUUUCGACGACUACAUGUGUAAACGUAAACGUUCAGUAUUCACCUACAUUGCGUUGAUACCGUUGUAUUAAGACAUGGUGAACAUUUUUUGAACGUUUAAUUAUCUCAGUUUCUUUUCAAGUUGAUAAGUUAUAUUGGUAUGAUUGAAUAUAAUUAAGAGUGUAGUAUGGAAAUUCCGAAUACGUCACUGUACUCUGUAUAAUACACAAGCAAAUACAGAUAAAUUCAUACCAAAACAUGUAAUAUGAGAUUAGAUGUCUGCGGUUAAAAUGGUGAUCGAGACUCCUAGUGAGAAUAAUUUUUUACAGGAAGUGAAAUACGUUCCCACUAGUAAUGAUGAUGAAAAAUUACAGCCUGAACAGCAAGUGAAGAGGCCAGAUACUCUGUUUUUAUAUUUUACAGUAGCAAUAGCAUUGAUACCAUGGUUUGUUGGAGGAGCAGCAAUAGUUUGGGCAUCUCCAGCAGUGGAAAAACUACGAUCAAACGAUUCCGAAGUAAAUCCUUUGGGAAGACAUAUAACCACAGUAGAAAUUUCGAUGGUAUUGGGUGUACCAGCGAUGGCAGGAUUAUUUGGAUCCAUUUUAUUGCCAAAAUUAGCGGACAUUAUUGGUAGAAGAAAAAGUAUACAAGCAAUGGGUCUCGUAAUGUUUAUCAGCAUUAUCGGAGUAGCAUUUAGUCGCAAUAUAGAGCUGAUAGUUAUUUGUAUUUGUUCUAUCGCAAUUGCUGUGUCUGCCAUAUGGGGAAUUUGUCCCAUUUAUUUGACUGAAAUAUGUGAAAAUCAUAAUCGAGCUAAGUAUUGUUGUAUAAUGGCGUUAAGUUUUCCACUUGGUGAACUUUAUACAUAUCUCAUAGGUCCACCUUUCAGUGUUAGAACAUUCACACUCCUCAUAGCAGCACCUCUAAUAAUUUUUCUGGUUCUUUCAUUCUUUAUUCCUGAAAGUCCAGUAUACAUUCUAUCCAAAGGACAAAUUGUUGAAUGUAAGAAGGUGCUAUCACAAUUGAGAAGUAACAAAAGUAUCAAAGAGCUAGACGAUGAUUUCAAUACAAUUCAGCAAGCUUUAGAAUCUGAACGAGAAAAGAAAGGAAUUAGUAUAAUCAAAUUAUUCAGAAGUAAGGAAGGUAGGAUUGGGAUGAUGCUGGGUUUUCUACCAAUCACGAUACAACAUCUCUCAGGUGUACCAGUUGUUAUGCCGUUAAUGGCUCCCAUUUUGAAUGAAUCCGGAUCUAAUAUGUCCGGAGAUAACAUCGCUAUAAUUGUAGGUAUAGUAGAAGUUUGUACAUAUACAUUCGCUUCUUUAGUAGUUGAAAGAGUCGGAAGAAAACCUCUACUAAUUGCGUCAAGUAUAGGAGCCGGAACAUCUGUAUCAAUAUUAGGAUUGUUCUUCUACUUAAAAUCUAUAAGUUCUCCUUUUGUCAAGCAAUACCCAUGGAUACCUCUUGUUAGUAUGUCCGGUUAUAUUACUCUUUAUGGAUUAGGUCUAGGACCAACACCACUAGCUAUGAUUAGCGAACUUUUCCAUUCAGAUCUAAGGUCGACUGCUUCGGCCAUUAUUAUGAGUACAGUUGGAUUCAUAUUUUCUUGUUAUCUUCUAAUUUAUCCUUUGCUUGCCGAAGCUAUUGGGAUUCAUUGGUGUAUGUGGAUAUUUGGAUCUUGUUGUUUAAUAGGAUCCGUUCUUUUUUACACUGUGUUACCAGAAACCAAAGGAAAAAGUAUUUCUGAAAUCCAAGAGAUAUUGAAAAGUUAUUAGAAUCAGUCGUCAAAAAAUCUAGUCUUAUUAAAUCGAAAUACUCAUCCUAAGCAAAUGUAUAUAUAGUUUGUCGUAAUAUAUUUAUGUUAUUAUGCCAA